AAUGGAGCAGAGGGGGCAGGUACGGGAGUUAGAGCCACUCCUCCGGCAGGGCCACGGUGCGCCCCUGUUCCAAUGGAAACAGGUAGGAUUCCCCGCACUCGCCAAUCAAACUCGCCCUACGCGGCGAAGCAGGGUGGAGAGUGCACGAGUCCACAACCGGAGGCAGGACGCAGCCAACUUCCACAGAGAGCACAGGAAAAGUCGGGAAAACACAUCUGCCCCCCGCAUGACGCCGUCUGGCUUGGCCUGCAUGCGUCUUCGGCGCGUUCCCUGCAGCUCACCGGAGCGCUGCUGAAGUUCUCCCCGCCGCUCGGGCUGCUCUUCAGGCGGCGUCUGAGCGUCGCUGCGCUCGGGACGCCUCGCUGCUAUGGAGAACACCCACUGACCGCGUUCUCGGAUUGUUUGCCUUGGAUGUUGCCCUUCUCCAGACGACCUGGCUUAUAUCCCGUUGGCGUUUCUUUACCGUGUGGAUACAUAAACAGCUGGAGGGGAGCAAAAUGCCGGGGAAAACCAAGUACAACCUUGUUGAUGACGGACACGACUUGAGGAUCCCGUUGCACAACGAGGAAGCAUUCCAGCAUGGGAUCAACUUCGAGGCAAAGUAUAUCGGCAGUCUGGAUGUGGCGCGGCCGAGCAGCAGGGUGGAGAUUGUGGCUGCGAUGAGACGGAUCCGGUAUGAGUUCAAGGUGAAAAACAUCAAGAAGAAGAAAGUUAACGUUGUGGUGUCUACAGAUGGCGUCAAGGUUACUUUGAGGAAAAAGAAAAAAAAGAAAGAGUGGACCUGGGAUGAGAGCAAGAUGAUUGUAAUGCAGGAUCCGAUUUACAGGAUAUUCUACGUUUCACAUGACUCGCAGGAUUUGAAGAUCUUCAGCUACAUAGCCAGAGACGGACAGAGCAAUGUUUUCCGCUGCAACGUCUUCAAGUCCAAGAAGAAGAGCCAGGCCAUGCGUAUUGUCCGGACAGUUGGCCAAGCGUUCGAGGUUUGUCAUAAACUGAGUCUGCAACACACACAGCAAAAUGCAGACGGAAAGGCGGACUGCAACGGCGAGAAGAGUGGCGACGAUUCUUCUGGCGUGCGUGCUUAUCCACCUGUAUGUGUGUGUACUUUCCUCGGCCCAGCCCGGGAGCUAACGGGUGCGGAGCAGACGCCGGCGAGCGUCGCCGAGGAGACGGACAUUGAUGCCGAAGACGUGGUCCAGGUGCCAACGGCAGAGGACCUAAACCUCAACAGGGGAGUGACGGAUCUUGACGCCACCGCCAAGACGCCAGACCAAAACCAAUCGGAGAAUAAGGCUUUGGAGGAGCCUUCUCUUCUGAUGUCCAGUCCCAGGAUGCUGCUUCCUGCGUCGGGCGCGCUGCCUCCCGGGGCCCCAUUGUCUGUGCACCACCAGAUCCAGCUGCUCCAGCAGCAGCUCCAGCAGCAACAACAGCAGACUCAGGUGGCUGUAGCACAGGUGCAUCUCCUGAAGGACCAGCUGAACGCCGAGGCCACUGCUCGGCUGGAGGCCCAGGCUCGAGUCCAUCAACUGCUGCUCCAGAACAAAGACCUGUUGCAGCACAUCUCCCUGCUGGUUAAGCAGAUCCAGGAGCUAGAAACCAAGAUGGUUGGACCAAAUUCCAUGGGCUCCCAGGACAGUUUGUUGGAGAUCACUUUCCGAUCCACGAUACCUCCAGUGAUUUGCGACGCCACCACACCCAAGUCCGAGGUGUCAGACGUCAACAUCUCUGCACUCGGCCCUGGUGACGGAACCAGCAAUGUCUUUUCCUCUACCAACGGGACUCUGGGAAGCCCACUAGUUGAUCAGAGUUUGUUUGAGAACUCCAUUGCCCAGAAGCAGAGCCCUCAGACCUCCAGAGCAGGCCAACACUCCACCCGACGCUCGUCAGCCUCGGCUAAUUCACACUCUGGCUCCACCUUCACCGACUCUCCAUCCUCUGGAGGACAGCAACGGCUGAAAAACCUCGGCAAGGCGGUCGGGGCAAAGGUCAACGACCUGCUGAGAAGAAAGGAGCCCAGUCACCUUGGGGACAUCGGGGUCACUGAGGUCAAUAAGAACGUCGGUGCUGUUUGGAGCUGCAUGGACCAGCUUGGCCACAAUUCUGCCAGCAGCCACACGUUCGACGCCUUCCCUCGCCUCGACCCGCCUCCGCCAACGGGAAAGAAACGCGUCCCCCGAGCUCUGAAGACGACCCAGGACAUGAUGAUCUCCUCUGACCCCGUGGUUUCCUCGCCGGAGCCGGCAGCCUCUCCCUCCUUCCUCCCCUCCCCUGAAAAAGCCUCUCCGGGCCCCAGCGAGGCGGGGAGGAGCGAGGAAGCAGACAGGGAGGAGCCCGAGGAGAGGUCAACAGAAGUCCCAGUCGCGCCCAGUCCGGCGGAGAACAAAGCCGAUUCGGAGACGGAGGGGACCGUGUCCGCGGCUGAUGGAGUCGUGGGUGGGGAGGAGGAAAAGGGGAGCCCAGGAGGAGCGGAGGAGGAACCCGGGCACCAGCUUCAGCUGUCCGUGCCAGACCUCAUCAACAAAGAUCCUCCCGCAGAUUUCCGAGCCAAACCCUGCGACGUCUGGCAGAGGGCGUCCUCGCCGGACUCCCGGAUCGCCUCCUCGCCUAUCUCGGGCAAGGCGCCCUGCCGCAUCAGCCUGGGAGAGGAGGUCCUGCUAGGAAACGGCGCCCCCUGCAGUAAAGACUCAGGAGGGAGCGCUGAGGACGGCGAGCCUCAUCCGGACCUGCUGUCCUUCGAGUAACGCAAAGUUUUUAACGAAUCAAAUACUUCACCGCCACCUUUAAAUUUAUCGCCCACCCUGCUGUACUUUAGAAAAAAAAGGGAAUAGACUAUUUUACCUUUGUAACUUUAUAUCAGCUUUUUUAGACAGUUUUAUUGCUGGUUUGAGGUCAGUCAUGAAGCAUAUAUUUAAUGCAUAGAAGAAGGAAACUGCCAGCCACUUCGCCAAUAUAUCUGGCACACGAUGCAGAAUUAGCAAACAGAAAAAAACAAGGGCCUUUAUUUUAGUUCAGUUGAAGUUUUAACAAAAAUAAUCAAACUUUUAAAAAAAAAAAAAAACAAUCCAUAUUCACUUUGUAUUUUUCUACCUUUGGCUGUUAAGAGUUUUAAACGUUUCCUGUCUGCUUUAAUAAUGUAUUGACAACCAGAUUAUGUAUUAAUGAAUGUAUUUACUGCAGUGGCGUUGCAUUUAAAUGGGUCAAAAAUUUACAGAAAAGAACAAAAUUUUAAAAUCCUUGUAAGUUUUGCUGGUAAAUUUUUGAUGCAUUUAAAUGUUUUGUUUUUUUGUAUGUAUGUUGUUAAGCUGCUGCAUUGAAGCCAGUUAUAAACUGCAAAAUAUCAUUUUACAUUCUGUAAUUUUAAGCUAAGGGGCGAGGUUCCUUUUCUUUUUCUUUUUUUUUCUUGUCAGCGCAGUUUUUUUUUUUUUUUUUUACCAGUCUUGAAAACAUGCUAUGAAAAAACCAAACAGUAAGUAAGAGUUGCAGGCCGAACGAAGGUGUUUCAGACGGAACAGUUUGGGUGAAAAGAUCAGCGUCCCUGCAGGAUUGCAACCUUCAUCCAUGAUUUAAAAAAAUAAUUAUAAUAAUUUCCUUUAAAUCCAGUUCCUUUAUCUUCACUUCAGGAUCAUUUGAUCUCUCCACAAAAAGUCUUUUGUAUCUGUUCUCAGCUGAAAUUGGCUUUUUUAAAGAAUCGAUCAGAAAUCGAUAAGUAACACAAAUUGCGUAUUUUCAAAACUUGCGCAAAUGACAUAAACAUAUUUUUAGCUCUUAACGCAGGGCUGUCCAAAUUAAAAUCUCCUUAGAAUGGUAAAUGUUAGGUACAACAAAAAGUAGCUAUCUUUUAUUAGCAAGGUAUUUUUUUUUGUUGUUGUUGUUUGUUUUCCACUGAGUGCUUAAUUGAAUAGCAGAUUUGGGCACAUCCAUGCUGAAUAAAAAGCAUUUUUGAGAGAAAAACCAUUAUCCACUCCCCAGUCCUAUUGAUGAGAAUACAGUACAAGGUAAAACAAAUAUGUGGAGUUACACAGUGACAGCUAUAAUAUGCUGCUAAACUGAAACUAAAAGCCAAGCACAGAGCAUCUUCAAGUAAUUACCAGUCUGUGCAGCUCUAAUGUGCAAAUACAGGCUCUUUAUGUUAGCUGGAGCCACUAAGCAUCUGUUUAACCUAUAAAUUUACUGCUUUCUUCCUUGUGCACUCAACAUUAAUUUGCCUUUAAUCCAAAGCUGAUCCGUCUGCUGUGCCUCUAUGCAGAAAUGAAUGAAUGAAUGGAUGAAGGUAGUAUUCCUGCUCCGACCUGAAAUGUGCGUGACGUCACGUUUGCCCUUAGUCACCACCACGGUGAGUCGGGACUGAAAGACGUCCCGGUGGCUUUUUUUUAUUUAUUAUUUUAUAUAUUUUAGAAAAGUGACGAGGGGUUUGCGAGUUAAAGAGAGGGCAAGGUAAUGAGCUGUCAACAGGAAGAGAUGAAACAGGUGUAUUUUUAUUCAGGCGGAUCCUGAAGUGACAGACCAAAGAUGGAAAUUAACUGCUAAGUCAGACAGGUUGUUUUAUCACCUUUUUUUUUUUUUACCUGUCAGAGAAGGAAUAAGAAGCAAUAAUACGGAGGACUUUUUUUGUUUUUGUUUGUUUGUUUGAAAAGAUGAAAACCAAAGUCGGAACUUUUCGACCAUUAUACGUAGAUGGAGCGCGUGAUUUCUCUCCUCAAUAGACAGAUGCUGACUCAGGUGUCUCCAACAUGUCAGCUGGCACUGAAAGAUAAAUUAUUAAGGCCUUAAUGCACACCUGUGUGUCAAAGCAGGAAGACUGGCGUCUGAGUGCCAUGGUUGCUUUUAUACAAAUCGAGCAUUAUGAAGGAAGAAACCUAUAACUUCUAACCCUGCUGUGUGUGUGUGUGUGUUUAACACCCAGCGUAGCUUUCGGCAAAGAAUUAAAGUGAAUGUCACAAAUUUCCCAGAAGCUGAGACCAAAAGCGGCGGCAGCUGAGAAUGAGAGGAAUGUGUAGCUGGUCUUUAUGAGGGGAAAAAAAGGAUGCUUUGUCUCGUUUCUUUUCUUUUUUUUUUUUCUCUCUGAACGUGUCUGAGGCACUGAGCUGUAACCGAGCUGCUAAGGCCUCCUCUGUGGAUCUGAACCAUGUUCCAUUUUUGUCAGGGAAAUUACACAGAAAAAUGCACAGAGCUGCAGACGUUUGAGUAGAAAGCACUCCAAAUAUUUUUUUUUUAAAAAUGGUCAAACAACUCACCUUAUAGACAUUACCUUAAAAAAACCACACAAAAAAACAAGCUUUAAAGGUUUGGGGAAAUGAGCCGGUGAAAUAUGCAAACGCGGCGUCGACUGCUUCCUGUAUAUAAAAAUGUAUUACAUGUCGUAAGUCUUAACCUUAGGCGCUUUUUAUGUUGCAAAAUAAGACAGACUUUCUUGUAACAUUUUAAAGUGACUUUGAUCUGUAGUUCCCAGGCUUUGUGAAGGUUUUUCAAAAAAAAAGAAAAAAGUAUUUGAACUUGUGUUUCUUCAUGGUCCACUUUAGCAACAUCGCCCUGACCAGUGAAUCAUUCAGGCAUAAAAAAGCUCUGAAUUAUCUUCUGGUUCUCAGUGUUUAGUUCACAGGGCUGUUCGUUACCAGAAGCCAGGCAUAAAUACAUAAUGUUAUCCUCUUUAUUUAGUUAAAUUUAAGAAUCUUUGAUCCGCUUCUGUCAAAAUGGGCCUUACAGUUUUUUGGGGGUUUUUUUUAAUCAUCUUGUAAUGUCCUCAACUUCUCCCUCUGUUGCUUGCCAUUCUACGUGACGGCAACAACGCAGAUGUCUUCGAUUAAAGGCGGUUAUGGAUGCUAUUGAGUUUAACGCUCGCUGGAGGUCUUCACAAUUAAAUCCCAUCAUUAUCUCCACCUCACAGUCAGUCUGUCGGUUUAAUCAUAGCUGUCCUAGCUAUGUUAAAAACCUCUUUGUAGCCGACCAAUUAGAACUGGUUUGCAUCAGUAGCUCCAUCCUGAAGGUUUAGGGAAGUAGCAGAAGUCCGACAGGGUUUCUGUGCAGCACUGAAAAGUAUGCAAUUUGGUAUUAGCACUUUCCAUGACUGGAUAAGUAUGAAAUAAUUUAACUGAGUAUGGAAACACGUGUGCUUUAAGACUCUGUGUUCCCUAUCGCGGUAUAUGAACAUCAGACUUUCUUAAGAAAAGAAACCGUUCAAGGUGGUGUUUGAAUUGUUUCAGACUGUUUCACUCUUUCAAGGCCAUAAGUUGACUAUCUCAUUAUUUUGAUAAGCAAAAGCAUUUUUUUAAAUAACAGUAAGUGUCAUGAAAAACUGAAUAGUUUUCAUCUGAGAUAAUCUACAGAAAUAAUGCAUCUGUCUAUGAUGUUUUUAUUCUACCUUAUCCUUUUCUCCACAUAAAAAGAUGGAACUAUAACCUCAAGCUAAAGCUUGAAAUAACGACAUAAUUAAACCAUUGUGACAACAAAACUUACUGAGAUCUUGUCAUGGUGGUAGGAAUGGCUUAAUGUUAUGACAAAACCAGCUCUAUGGAGCAAAAGCGAGCUUAAUGUCUAUUUAGGACUUUGACAUUUCAAGAUAAUGGUAGUAAAAAACAUAAUUUCAUAAAGAAAGAAAUGCAAGCUAUUUCGACUUGGGAGUUGUUGACUGACAGCCAAGCAACCAAAGCACAUUCACAGUUUAAUAACUUUCUCAAACUUUCGUGGAAUUCACAGUUAUUGUGCAAAUCUGCAUCUUUUAAUGCUUACAACACCUUGAUACAAGACCUCAAACACACACAAUGCCCCACCGUGUAAAAUUUAUAAGAUAUUUGAAAAGUUGAUUUUGGAAAAGCCUGGAGUUUUGAAAUUGAAAUUGUGUACCAUUUCAUCACCAGUGCCAAUCUGGGUGGUACAUUCCCACCUAUGUAAUGUGCUUUUUUUUUUACCCUGGUAGAAGCAGUGGACACCUGGGGAGGGACCUUAAGGUGCCAGAAAACCUUCCUGAGCUGGAAUCAAAGAUAGUAUAGUCUGCUUGUCUUAUUCCUUUUCAGCAGCACAAUACACUCCCACAGAGAAAAGAAAUGAGUUAAAAAUGAUUGAAAAAGCAAAAGUAGCUGAAAUGCUGCAGAAGGCAGUUAAAAAGUUAUAAGAAAGUUUGGGAGCAAGAUGUUGAGAAAUAAAGGACGGUUAGUUAGUUUUCCAAAGACCAGCAGCUGGAUACUAGGUAUAAUGAGCGCGUGUGCAGCGAUGGGAACAUCCAUAAAACAUGGGAAGCAGCACCCUGAGGUGGACUGUGAAUGCUCCGCGCAGAAACUAGAUCCCUGAAACCGGUUUUGCUCAGAGCUUACAAAUAAAUCCAUCUUUUGGGGAACAUUUGCGUCUCCGCUUGUUGGCUUUAAACCACAUUUUUUAAACGUUGACCUAUGUUGACUAAGUGGAAGAAUCCAUAUUUAAUUUUGAUUUGAGUGAAACAUUGUAAUGAAAAUUCAUCACGGCAUCAUGUGAUUGUUGUUAUGCUUGAUUCUUUUUGUGAAUUUACCAGAAUGAUUGUCAGAUGUUUGUGUUGCAGUUUGUUUUUAUGCCCUUUUGGAUCUGAAAAAAAAAACUUUCUCUUGUAAUUUUGUUUUUUUUUUGUCUGUUUUAAUAUAACUUUAAAACACAUUGACUGACAACUAAACUUUAGUGCAAAAUGACAAGACAUGGCUGCUGGGAUCACCUGAACUACGUUUAUUUUUAGUAAUAGUUAAUUUCUUUAAAUGUAUAAAGCAAUCUGACCUUGAUUUA
This is a messenger RNA of Fundulus heteroclitus (mummichog), 7743 nucleotides long. Its product is annotated as carboxyl-terminal PDZ ligand of neuronal nitric oxide synthase protein. The coding region runs from base 498 to 2741 and encodes 747 amino acids. The record is from RefSeq and is a predicted model, not a curated record. Gene Ontology annotation, molecular function: nitric-oxide synthase binding. Lineage: Eukaryota; Metazoa; Chordata; Actinopteri; Cyprinodontiformes; Fundulidae. The transcript has 13 exons.